Molecule: messenger RNA, 1254 nt
Organism: Puccinia graminis f. sp. tritici CRL 75-36-700-3
Lineage: Eukaryota; Fungi; Basidiomycota; Pucciniomycetes; Pucciniales; Pucciniaceae
Exons: 4
Coding region: 1-1254 (417 amino acids)
Source: RefSeq, a predicted model, not a curated record
AUGUCCGUCAGUCAGCUUGAUCCAACCCUGUUAACACUUAGCCCAUUAAGUGACCGUUUGGCACCCCCUCCUCCUGGAACUCAAUCGCCUCAUCUCAACACAACGGCUGAAGUGGCUGGUGGGAAGAAGAAACGAUACCACCAAACUCAGAAGGAAAUGGCAGCGUUUUGCUCAGAGCAGGCCAAUAUUAAAAAGAUCAAGGCCCUCGAGAAAGCGAAGGAGAAGCGGGCAAAAAGCCGUGGUCGUGGUGGUACUUGUUGUUUAACCCAGACAUCGGCCUCGGAACAAUCACAGGCCAACUUGAAUCAAGCCUCGGCCCCGGUGACAUCACAGCCAUUGGUCCCGGACCCCAACCCUCCAUUCAACUCGGAUGACUAUGAGAACGUGUGUUUGUACCUCAAGGAGGAAGCGAACUAUACUAGGCUCUAUGGCGAUGGUUCAAAGACGUUGGUUGGGAAGAAUAAGGUUACUAAGGGUGCGGCCUAUGACAUGUUUGCAAUCUUUAUCAACAGCAGUUCAAACCUUUGGCUUUGUCUGACCGGGAGCCAACUUCGCCAACGGAUCGAUGGGUACAAGAAGCGAUUCAUGAAGGCCAAAUAUUUCGCCAAGAACACCGGGGCUGGGAUUGACGAAGGUGCCAACCUAUAUGCCGAUUCUUCGAACGUGUGGGACGGUGAAGAACCAACUUUAUCGCUGGAGAUCUUCUACUCGGGAUGGGAAGAGAGCGAAGUGGAUCAAACCCCUUUGGGUGCAAAUACCCCCGCGGCCGGCCUGGAUUUGACCCGCUGUCGAAGUGCAAUUGGUCACCUCAAGAGUCUUAAUAUCCCAAACUCAGAUGGGGAGGGGGACCUGGAUGAUGAUCUGCUCCCCCCUCCCCUGGACUUCAGUGGGACCGCGAUGGAUCCCUCGCCCAGCCUGAUGACUCAACGAUCGAUUGCACGGGCGGCUCAAGGUUCUGCUAAUCCAGCAGGCUAUAGUGGGGCAUCAGUCCCUUUGGUCCCCCAGUUAACCACUCGAGACCCAGGGGGUCCUUCCCCAGCAAACGGGGUUAGUACCAGCCGCCGCGCGUUUGCUAAUCAGCAAUCAACAGAAGCCAGCCCUGUGGGACCGGUCCGAGAGGGUAAUGGGAAACAGAAAACGACGUUGGCUAGUGCUUUCAAAAGCUCAAACACUGAGAAAUUUGCAUAUCUGAAGGCGCACAUGGAGUGGGAGAAGCAGAAGGAAGAUAACCGACUUCAGUGGGAGAAAGAAUGA